Molecule: messenger RNA, 4079 nt
Organism: Anguilla rostrata (American eel)
Lineage: Eukaryota; Metazoa; Chordata; Actinopteri; Anguilliformes; Anguillidae
Product: matrin-3-like
Exons: 21
Coding region: 266-3739 (1157 amino acids)
Cellular component (GO): nucleus
Molecular function (GO): zinc ion binding; RNA binding
Source: RefSeq, a predicted model, not a curated record
UAAUCCUCCUCAAUUCACACUCCAAUCGGUGGGUAGCGGUAAUGCACCCCUUGUUUUACAACCACCCUUAAACGGCACCAAAGAAGGAGAGUAAUAGCGCCGUUCUAAAGCGCGCUUUACAGCAGAUAAAACAGCUCACGACUGUGUGGUUGCAAGAAGUACCACAGACUUUCCCAGCUUUCUCCUUGGAGCCUUUGUAAAUUUUCAGCUUUAAGCUGUUCUUGUGCCGUUCACCACUAAGUAAUUGCACACCCUUUGUGCGGCAAUGUACCAGAAGAACCCCUCUGACGGUGCUCAUAAAGGCUUUGCUGUGGGCCGGGGGCUCCUGGCUGCUGCCGAGACUCUUAAUUUCAGCAUGAAUGAUCAGCGCCCCCUCUAUGGCACCUCUUCCCGGCCCUCUUACGGCAUGUCCUCAGGUCUGGGCAGUGGGGUCAGCAAGAACCGCGACUCCCAGCUGCCCCCUCGUGGAAGUGGCCAUGUGACCAACACUAUGAAACUCUUUGACAGCCUGGGACUCUCUCCCACUGACAUUGAUGCACUGGCCCAAAUCCCUGAAGAAAAUAUCGGUAUAGAGACUUUGCCACAGCUUAUCAUGCAACUGAAGAACCGCAAGAUGGAGGCCAAUCGGCGCAUGAGUGGCAGCUCCAGGGACCUGCCCCCCAUCUCUCCUGAGCACUCGUACAGAUCAUCUCGUGAUGACUGGGAGGAUAUGCCGGCUGGCCGCAUGGGCUCUUCCGGUGGGCAAGUCUCGGCCCGUGGCCAGCAAAUGGACUAUGGCUAUGGUUCCAUGCAGGAGGGCCCAUCUCGAGGCUACAAACGUAUAGACUAUGGCGAGAACAGCAGUGGUGGGAUGAGCAGAGACCGCCCAUAUUCAGAGCUUUCCCGUGACCGCUACGGCGGCCUUGGGAUGGGUCCCUCCCCGGCAUCUGACAGUGGCUUUCUGCAGAAAAGGAUGGGCUCUCCCUCCCAAGGCAAAGUGCAGGACUUCUUGGGAGUCAUGCCUCAUAUGUUCCCACAUGUGUGCUCUCUUUGUGAUUUUGAUGUGCAUUCAACGAUGGAGUGGACCCAACACAGUAAUGGAGUACGCCACAUGGAAAACCGUAGGCUCCUGCUACAAAUGUAUCCAGACUGGGAUCCUCACAUGGCUGCAAGCAGAACGUCUGGGGCACUCCUACUGGAUAGCACUAACCGCUCUGCUGGAAUCCUGGGCCCUGCACCCAUGGGACUACCAAGAGGGGGGAUGAGCUCCAACUGGGGUGCUGGUAUGUCAAACCAAAAGCAGCCAUUUUCAGUGACACCAAAGGUCAGAAGCAGAGUUGUAGUGGCAAAGUAUCAAAGGAAACCUCUCACACUGAACAGCUUACUAGUUCUGGCCCAACCAUUUGGAACUGUUUGCCAACAUCUGGUUCUUAACAACAAGGCUUUCUUGGAGAUGGAAACUCAUGAAGAGGCAUUGGCUAUGGCAAAUUUCUACCAGAGGAAACCAGCAGUGAUGCAUGGAAAAGAAAUCACUAUCUAUUUAUCACAGGAACUUAUAACAAUUGAGAAAGGCAACAGAGAUGGUAAAGGCAGGCAAAGUCAGGUGGUUUUCUUUUCCAACCUGCCAAGAGAGAGAGAGAAGAAAUCAGAGCUUCUGACUGUUGCUCGCCGUUUUGGAAAUGUGGAGAAAUACCUGUUUUUAAACGACGAGGCAUUUGUACAGCUUGGAACCCCAGAGGAUGCUGAGAUGAUGGUGAAGUAUUACACUCUACAUCCUCUCACUAUCAAAGGCAGGGACAUCCGGCUGAACAUCUGUGAAAAGUACAAGACUUUAAUAGUGAAUCCCUCCAGACAGAUUCCAGGGAAAGAGAGAGAGGACACAAACAGAAAGAGCAGCACCACUAGCAGGAAAGGAUCUCCAAAAAAACAGAGAUCUGAGUCCACCGGUGAGAGGAGCUCCAAAAGCAAGCCGGAGAGCGCUACGAAAGAGGAGGAUCCAGCAGCUGGGGACAGCGCAGUGCUUGAGGAAUGCUCUGGAGAAGAGAUAUCUGGUGUGGUUGAAGCUGAUGAAGGGGACUAUGAUGAAGCUGCUGAAACACAAGAAGCAGAACAGGCUGAGAUCCAAGAUGAGGCCAUGAUUGAACCAGAAGAGUCCUCCACCCAGCAAGAGGAGCCUGUUCCUGAUCUCGAUGAGACUCAAGACACUGUGGAAGAGACCUGUGAAGUUCCUCCCACAGCGGGGUCUAAGGAAGCCAUCGCAGAGGGGCCCCCAUCACAGGCUGAGACCGCACAGGCUGAAGGUGAAAUCCCUGCAGAAGAGGUGGGAACACAGGAAAACUUGCCCUCUACGGAGCCAACUGAAAGCACAGAAAUCCCUAAUGAGGAGCCAGAGCAGGACCAGAAUAUGCCUAUGGAGCAGGAUUUCCCAGAGAACAUGGAAGAUUUUGUGACAGUGGAUGAGGUGGCAGAGGAAGAAGAUGCCGAUAGACUUGAACUCCAGUCAAAAUCUGGGGACUCGUAUUCAGGAAAUACAAAGAACGAUGGGGCAGAAACUUUUUUCCAGGGACGGAAGGUUGUUAAUGUUGUGGGAUUUAGACGGGGCCACAGCUUUCUUCAAGAAAUCCUUAACCUUGCCAAACCUUUUGGAAAGGUGGUUCGACAUCUAGUACUUGAUGCCAGACCUGAGGCUUUUUUGGAACUGUCCUCUGAAGAGGAGGCUAGAUCGAUGGUGGCAUUCUACAAUGCAAAUAUUACACCAGAAGUGUGUGGAAGACCUGUGAAAAUACACCAUUCACAAGCUUAUUCAACAAUCCAGAGUGGACGAGUGCUUUAUAUUGGACAGAUUCCGCCAUUCAAAGGUUCCGAUGGCUCGUUCUUGAAAAUUGCUGAGCCUUUUGGAAAAGUGCGACGCUAUUUCCUCAAUCGGUCUCGUAAUGAGUGUUUCAUUGAAAUGGAAAGUAGAGAAGGCACUGAGCGAAUGGCUAAUGCCUACAGGGAGAACCCACCAAAGUUUGAAGGCAAACAGUUGACUGUUUAUGUGAGCCGAAAAUACAAACAGCUAAAAUAUGGGCUCAGGCCACCCUCUCCAGAGCCUGAGGAGGAGAGACCACCCAAGAGGGAGCACAGUGGUGCUGAGGAAGACUCUACGGCCAAAAACAAGGUUGGGAAGGAGGAAGAACCUCCAACUAAGAAGGUCUGCGUCAGGGAAGAGAAGACCACCCCAGCAGAGCCCAGCAGCAGCAUUAAUGAGGAGGAGAAGGCAGCCUCAGAGGAACCCAACAGCAAUGGGGAGCAGCAGCAAGAAGAGGAGGAGAAGGGGACGUCUGAGACACCUUGUGAACAGGAAGAGUUGGUGCUGAAGACAGAAAAUGAAAACGUCACAAUCAGCCAGCCCUCCGACAGUGUGGAUACCCAAAAGAAGGACACAGACGGGGAUUGUGGAAGCGAAGCAGCAGGAACGCCCCCCUGCGGCGGAGCGAGUGAGAAGAGCUGUGGGAGCAAGGGGACGCCCAGCACCAAGCCACAGGCUGAGAAGAAACCAGCGCCCACCUCUCUCCCUCUGGGGCCCUACCAGCCCAACAACCCUGUGGGUGUGGAAUAUGUAAAGAUGGGCUACUACUGCAAAGUUUGCUUCCUGUUCUACUCUAAGGAAGAAACUGCGAAAAAGGUUCAUUGCAGCAGCCUGUCUCACUAUCACAAACUGAAGAAACAUUUGGAGAAAGAAAAGGAGAAAGCAAAGGAGAAGGUCAAACCUCAGUGACAUUUUACUUUUUUUAAAAUCAGAUGUUCAGCAUGAUGAAACUGUUUAAUUCCAGUGUUGUUGCACAUGCUGUUAUAGUAGUCCUCUUUCUUUGAUAUAUAAUGAGCACAGGUAAUGUUUGUCCCUGUUGACCAAGAAUGCUCAUCCAAUGAGGCAAUGCUCAGAAUGUGGAGUACUUUUUUGUAAUGCUUCAUUGCCUUUAUUGUUUUUUACAUUUUAUAAUGGGAUUAGUUAUUGCCCACAGCUGGACUAUUUUUAUAUGUUUGAUUAUGUAAAGGACUUGUGAUUUUUAAGAUCUUAUUAAAAUAUUGAUUUGCAUGAAAAUGCAGCAUUUACCUCA